CAUUUAAAAACAUUGUUUAUAUUUUGACAAAUAUUGUAAAAUUUCUUAACAUCCAAGCGAUCAUUUAGUCCGGGACCACUCAAGUCCAUUAAUAGAGGAAAUGAGCCAGUUACCCGCUGAAGAAAUUCGGCAGCGUAGGCUUGCUAGGCUAUCGAUGAGUCCCCAGACAGCCAAUCAGAACCCAUCAACAUCUAGCCCAGUGUCUUCGCCUGUCGCAAUGUCAUCGUAUGCAACAAGUCCAAACACUGGAUUUCUUAUGGCUGUGUCGCCACCAGGAAAUAUCCCUUUGAUUCAUGACAAAGCAGAAAGUUCUCUGGGAUCACUUGACAGUGGCUUUGACUCACAAUCAAUGGAGGUUGAUGAGGAUGAAAGAAUGGAUGAGGGAAUGAUUGGGGAUAAGUGUGGUAAAAGAUUAUCUCCAAAUGCCCCUGCAGCCUCACCAGAGCUUCUCCAAGCAGUAAAAAAAUCCAGAGAAAAUACUGAAAGAUCAGAAAAGUUGGGUAUCACAAAUGAACAACUGAAAAGUGCGAUUGCAGAUAUAUUUCAUGUAUGCUUUGAUGAAAAGAAAACACCAUCCUCAACUGCCCAAUACCUCCCAGAGAUUUCUGAGGAGCUAUGCAGAAGUUCCUCUGAAGCAUUUCUUGAUUUGGAAGCAUUCAUCAGCAAUGUCUUGAUGGAGAAAAUUGCCAUUGAAAAAUCGCAGGAAAAGGAGAAAGUUUUCCCCAAAAAUGAUAAAGAGAAUGCAGAUAAAAAUGUGGACUUUGCUGAUACACUUUUUGUGUAUUUUAUGAAAUCCUACGGUCGAGUAGAUAAAGUUGAUAAGGAACAUCAAAAACGCUGCGAUAGCGAGGUUUGGACUAACAUGUUGAAACAAGCAAGGAUGCAAGCAUUGAGAUUUUCAUCAUUGGUACUUCAAGGAACCUUCUCUGAGAGAUCAGUUCUCAAACCAAGUCCACUGCUGCAGUAUCUACUUGAAGAUAAAAGCGAGCGGCCAGCAGGAUUCAUGGCUGGUCUAGUUCAGCUGUUAGCAGAUGACAUCAGCGCUAUGGAAAGAGUGUUUGCACCAGUGCUAUUGGGUCUUGCAGAACGGGCUAAGAAUUGCACGUUGGCUGAUAAUGAGUACAAAUAUCCUUUGGAGGCGAUGUCGGAAUUGUGCGACGUGCGUCUCGGAUCCCCCUCGAAUAGACCAAUUUGUAACUUGAUGGUUAAACUACCUUCAUGGUUGCCCGAACCUUUGUCCGAAGCGAGUGGAAAGGAACUAGAGAGAAUCUCUCUCCUUGGACCAUUCUUCAGUCUUUCCGUAUUCUUUGAAGAUUCGGAGGCUGUUGCUGAGAAAUAUUUUUCAAAUACAAAUAUGAAAAAAGAUGCCGUAAUUCUCAGCACAAAUCGACUCAGACAAUUAUUACAUAAUGUGAGGAACGAGCUUUUCAAAAUUAUUCACAGUCUUUUGGUGUCAAUUGGAAGCCGAGAAAAAACCCUAGCGUAUAUUGCUGAAGUUUUAUCGCGAAAUCAUAAAAGAUCCCAUAUUCAGAGUGAUGAUACGAAACAUUCUUCAAAUGGAUUUAUGACAAAUUUUUUGUCCGUUUUGCAAACCCUGUGCCAUAAGGUCACUUUAGAUAAGAUCAAUCAUUACUACUUACAUCAUCCGAAUAGCCGUAUUGAUAUCUCGCAAGACACGAGAAUGAACGGAACUUCAGACGAAAUAAAGAAAUGGAAAGAAGAUUUGGAUUCAAGCAUGGAGUGGAAGGCGGUAAAAUUUCCGACAGAAUGUUACUUCAUGUGUUUUCAUUGUCAUCACCUGUCCAUCAUGCCCUGCUUGCAACAAUACUCACGAACAUGGAGGACACUAAGAGAUAUGACUACGAUGGUUGAGGAACUUGAGUCACGUGAAGGAGAGUGGAAGGACUCGCCAAUGGCGGCAAGGAAUAAAUUAUUGUUAAAGAAAUGGAAGGAGAAGAUAAAGAAACUGAUAAAUUCAAAAGUGUGCUCAGAUGUCGUCCUCCUGGAUCCAGAUUUUCGGCACAACUGUCUGAAAUACUAUAGUGUGACAGCUGAUUGGAUUGUCUUGCUGAUGAAAAAUUUUAAAGAAAGUCCAGUCGAGUUGCCCUUAGAUCCAGAAGUUCCUCGAUUAUUUGCGGCUCUGCCAGAGUAUUAUAUAGAAGAUAUUGCAGAUUUUCUCACCUUUAUAAAUGUGCAUGGAGCGGAAAAUAUGGGUGACGCAUCAAUGAAAAGUAUUGUAAUGCUCAUGAUUUUGGUGAUUUGCACUCCUUCAUAUUUGUCAAAUCCAUAUCUCACCUCGAAACUUAUUGAGGUGAUAUUUAUUGGGAUCUUGGUCAACCAACCAAAACCUUGCGCUUGGGUGGAAAUGUUGAAAUACGAUGCGAUAUGCCAGGAUAAACUAUCUCCUGCUCUGAUGAGAUUUUACACUGAGGUUGAAUCUACGGGAUCGUCUAACGAGUUUUACGACAAGUUCAGUAUUCGUCAUCAUAUCUCGGUGAUCGUGAAAGAAUUGUGGAAAGAUUUGCAUCAUAAGUGUGCGAUACUCGCUCACAGCAGAUCAGAUGAGUUCGUUCGCUUCGUGAACAUGUUAAUAAAUGAUACAACAUUCUUGCUGGACGAGUCCCUGAACUGCCUUAAAUCAAUCAAUGAAAUACAACAGUUGAUGAAAAAUAGACCGAAAUGGGAGGCAUUGACCAGGGACGCUCGCACUACAAAUCAACGUCAACUAGCGAGCAACGAAAGACAAUGUAAAUCUUAUCUGACAUUCGCCAACGAGACGGUGGAAAUGAUGCAUUAUUUAACGAAGGAAGCAAGCGAACCUUUCUUGAGAGCGGAACUGCGUGAUAGAUUGGCAGCCAUGUUGAACUACAACCUGGCUCAGCUGUGUGGCCCCAAAUGUCGAAAUUUAAAGGUUGAGAAUCCGGAGAAGUAUAACUUUGAUCCAAAGAAGUUGCUGAAUCGUAUAACAGACAUUUAUCUUCACUUGGAUUCAUCUAAAUUUAUAGAAGCUUUGGCAGCCGACGAGAGAUCGUACAAGAAAGAGUUGUUCGUCGAUGCUUGCAAAUAUUUGAGAAAAGCGAAUUUAAAGACUCAGAUUGAGUUAACAAGCUUUCAAGAAAUGUCAGAUAACGUGGAGAAGAAAAGAUGUGACAACGCUCAAAAGGAGGAGGAUUACGAAGACGCACCUGAUGAAUUUAAAGAUCCUCUUAUGGAUACGCUGAUGACCGAGCCUGUGCUUCUACCGACCAGCGGUACCGUAAUGGAUCGAGCUGUGAUCACACGUCAUCUUCUGAAUUCAUCAACCGAUCCAUUUAACAGAAAAUCUUUGUCUAUGGAUAUGUUAGUGCCAGCCACGGAGUUGGAAGAACGCAUCAAAAAGUGGAUUGAGACAAAAUCUCGAUCAAACAGGAAUGAAAAUUAACGGUGAUUUUAAUGAAAUUUAAUGAAUAUACAAAUUACUAAGUCUGUCGAGUACCGUAAGUAAAUCGUGUUAAGUGUAAAGAUUAGGUAAAAAUUACAUACACAUGUACGCAUUCGAUGUAAAAUCCACUACGUGACUGGUUUACGUGCAACAAAUCACACCAUCAUUGACUUUCAUCGGUAUAAAGUCUUGUAUUCAAAAGCUAUAUAUUUUAUGUAACAUGUUCGCUUGCAUGUGUAUUUAUUUGUUUACAUCAAGAUUCUUGUAAACAUUCAAUCGUAAUAAUGAUCUGACAAAAUUGUUGUGCUGACAUUUGUGAAUUGUUGUUGUGCUGACAUUUGUCCCCGCUGUUUUGCUGUUGUUGUUCCUGG
Molecule: messenger RNA, 3792 nt
Organism: Dendronephthya gigantea
Lineage: Eukaryota; Metazoa; Cnidaria; Anthozoa; Malacalcyonacea; Nephtheidae
Product: ubiquitin conjugation factor E4 B-like
Exons: 26
Coding region: 101-3421 (1106 amino acids)
Biological process (GO): protein polyubiquitination
Cellular component (GO): nucleus; ubiquitin ligase complex; cytoplasm
Molecular function (GO): ubiquitin-ubiquitin ligase activity
Source: RefSeq, a predicted model, not a curated record